AAACAAACCGACAACACAAAGAACGGGAAAAGAGCGGCCCGACAGCGGUAGGGGAGAUGCGGUCCGGCCGGUAGCAGCGAGGACCAGUCCGCCACACAAAAGCGCACCGCACCUCCGGGCAGCCGCCUGAGCCGCCCGCGCGAGCAGCCCUUCCCCGCCGGGGCGGCAGCUCCGCCCUGCGCCGGGAGAGCCGCCGGCAGCAAUAAAAGUUUGCAGAAGGAGAGAAAACUGCCGGCGGGGAUCUCCGCCGGAGCGCGCACCGGCGCCGGCGGAGGGGCUUUCCCUCCCUCUCUCCCUCCUCCUCCCGCUCCUCCUCGCCCACCAUCGCACGGGGCUCGCCGCCCGCCAGAGCCCGCGGAGCGGCGGCACUCCGGAGAGCCGGUCGGCGCCACCCGCUGACCGCCCCCGGGGGAUGUGGCAGCGGCCCCUGCACGCCGCGGACGCCGCCGCCGUCGCCGCCGCGCCCCGCUGCUGUCGGCGGUGCCCCGCCAGCUUCGGGGCGGCAGGGCCGGGGCGUCCCUGCCCGCCACCGCCGCGCCUGCAGCGCUGAUCCCUGCUGCUCCGGCCUCCAGCGCCCCCUGAAGCGGCGUGGAUGAUCCGUGACCUGAGCAAGAUGUACCCGCAGACCCGGCACCCGGCUCCUCACCAGCCAGCGCAGCCUUUUAAAUUCACCAUUUCCGAGUCCUGCGAUCGGAUUAAGGAGGAGUUUCAGUUCUUGCAGGCUCAGUACCACAGUUUAAAGCUAGAAUGUGAAAAACUGGCCAGUGAGAAGACAGAGAUGCAGCGACAUUAUGUCAUGUAUUACGAGAUGUCAUAUGGACUGAAUAUAGAGAUGCAUAAACAGGCAGAAAUUGUCAAGAGACUGAACGCUAUAUGUGCCCAAGUCAUUCCCUUCCUGUCCCAAGAGCACCAGCAGCAAGUGGUGCAGGCUGUGGAGCGUGCCAAGCAAGUGACCAUGGCAGAACUGAACGCAAUCAUUGGGCAGCAACAACUCCAGGCCCAGCAUUUGUCACAUGGACAUGGUCUUCCUGUGCCGCUCACUCCGCACCCCUCAGGCUUGCAGCCUCCAGCCAUCCCACCCAUUGGCAGCAGUGCUGGUCUUCUGGCAUUGUCCAGUGCACUGGGGGGGCAGUCCCACCUCCCAAUUAAAGAUGAGAAGAAGCACCAUGAUAACGAUCACCAAAGAGACAGAGACUCCAUCAAGAGCUCUUCGGUAUCUCCCUCAGCCAGUUUCAGAACAGCAGAAAAGCACAGAAAUUCAACAGAUUAUUCUACAGAUAGUAAAAAACAGAAAACAGAAGAGAAGGAAAUAGCAGCUCGUUAUGACAGCGAUGGUGAAAAGAGUGAUGACAACUUGGUUGUUGAUGUUUCCAAUGAGGAUCCUUCCUCUCCUCGGGGGAGCCCAGCACACUCUCCACGGGAGAAUGGCUUGGACAAGACUCGACUGCUGAAGAAAGAUGCACCAAUUAGUCCGGCGUCUAUUGCAUCCUCCAGCAGUACUCCUUCCUCCAAAUCCAAAGAACUUAGCCUUAAUGAGAAAUCUACCACUCCUGUGUCUAAAUCAAAUACCCCAACUCCACGGACUGAUGCCCCAACUCCCGGCAGCAACUCCACUCCCGGACUGAGGCCAGUGCCUGGCAAACCCCCAGGUGUGGACCCACUAGCUUCAGGUUUAAGGACACCUAUGGCAGUGCCAUGUCCUUAUCCUACUCCAUUUGGGAUUGUGCCACAUGCUGGUAUGAAUGGGGAGCUGACCAGCCCUGGAGCUGCCUACGCCGGUCUGCACAAUAUUUCCCCUCAAAUGAGUGCAGCAGCUGCAGCAGCAGCAGCAGCAGCUUAUGGGAGAUCUCCAGUGGUUGGUUUUGAUCCACAUCAUCACAUGCGAGUCCCAGGCAUUCCUCCCAAUCUCACAGGCAUCCCAGGAGGAAAACCAGCAUACUCAUUUCAUGUAAGUGCAGAUGGUCAGAUGCAGCCAGUUCCUUUCCCUCCUGAUGCCCUCAUUGGUCCAGGAAUCCCCCGCCAUGCCCGUCAGAUCAACACUCUGAACCAUGGGGAAGUUGUGUGUGCAGUUACCAUCAGCAACCCCACGAGACAUGUUUAUACAGGUGGGAAAGGGUGCGUCAAAGUCUGGGACAUCAGCCACCCUGGGAACAAGAGCCCUGUCUCCCAGCUGGACUGCCUGAACAGAGAUAACUACAUCCGUUCCUGCAGAUUGCUCCCCGACGGCCGCACCCUGAUUGUUGGUGGAGAAGCCAGCACAUUAUCCAUUUGGGAUCUGGCAGCUCCAACGCCUCGUAUCAAAGCAGAGCUGACAUCGUCUGCCCCGGCUUGUUAUGCCCUAGCUAUCAGCCCUGAUUCCAAGGUCUGCUUCUCUUGCUGUAGCGAUGGGAACAUUGCAGUGUGGGAUCUACAUAACCAGACUUUAGUAAGGCAAUUUCAGGGCCACACAGAUGGAGCGAGCUGUAUUGACAUUUCUAAUGAUGGCACCAAAUUGUGGACAGGGGGCUUGGACAAUACAGUCAGAUCCUGGGAUCUCAGAGAAGGAAGACAGUUACAGCAACAUGACUUCACAUCACAGAUCUUCUCACUGGGCUAUUGUCCCACUGGUGAGUGGUUGGCAGUAGGAAUGGAGAACAGUAAUGUUGAGGUGCUGCAUGUUACUAAGCCAGACAAGUAUCAGCUGCAUCUUCAUGAGAGUUGCGUGUUGUCACUCAAAUUUGCUCACUGUGGCAAAUGGUUUGUAAGCACUGGAAAGGAUAAUCUUCUUAAUGCCUGGAGGACACCUUAUGGAGCCAGUAUAUUCCAGUCCAAAGAAUCCUCAUCCGUGCUUAGCUGUGAUAUCUCUGUGGAUGACAAAUACAUUGUCACUGGCUCUGGAGACAAGAAAGCUACAGUCUACGAAGUUAUUUAUUAGAGACAAAUCCGAAUACAGACAGAACUCCUUCUCCUAGCACUUUGCUGUAUAUUCCGUUUUUUUUUUUUUUCUUUCUCAACUGAGAAUUUAAAUGCUCACCCAUCACAGUUGUGAAAUUUAUUUUUACCUUCUUAACUUGCUGUUGAUUUGUGAAUGCUCAUUAAGAACUUGUGAUACCAAAUUGUCAGAUAUCUAUUUGGAAGAAGAUGGAAUAAGCAUACUUAACAGUGAACCUGACUCUUUAAUUAUGUAUUAUAACUGUAAUGUAUUUAUUUUCUUUAAAAAGGCUUUCUAACAAUAAACUGAAUAAAUAAAGCUGUCUGGCCCGGCUUUAAUUUGAAAGGUGCGUUGUAUACUUUGUGAUUUUGCAGGUGAAUAAAUUGGGGAUCUUGGAGAAGGAUGUUCAGGAGAUAGUUAAAAUUACACUAAAUAAGACUUGCAGUUUCUAUUUAAAAAAUAAACUUUGUUAUAUUUUUUAGUCCUGUUCUUGGA
Molecule: messenger RNA, 3406 nt
Organism: Neopsephotus bourkii (Bourke's parrot)
Lineage: Eukaryota; Metazoa; Chordata; Aves; Psittaciformes; Psittacidae
Product: transducin-like enhancer protein 4
Exons: 20
Coding region: 593-2914 (773 amino acids)
Biological process (GO): negative regulation of canonical Wnt signaling pathway; regulation of DNA-templated transcription
Cellular component (GO): transcription regulator complex; nucleus
Molecular function (GO): transcription corepressor activity; protein binding
Source: RefSeq, a predicted model, not a curated record